Vitis riparia (riverbank grape) is the source of this 2665-nucleotide messenger RNA. Its product is annotated as G-type lectin S-receptor-like serine/threonine-protein kinase LECRK3. Bases 86 to 2467 code for a protein of 793 amino acids. Gene Ontology annotation, biological process: protein phosphorylation. The transcript has a single exon. Gene Ontology annotation, molecular function: protein serine/threonine kinase activity; ATP binding. Lineage: Eukaryota; Viridiplantae; Streptophyta; Magnoliopsida; Vitales; Vitaceae. The record is from RefSeq and is a predicted model, not a curated record.
CAUGCUAUUUUUUCCAGUCUCACAAUCCCUUAUGUGUUCUACAAACUUUCUCCGGUUUGAAGGGUAGUACCAAGGCUCUUCUGCAAUGGCUGCCAGGUUCUUGCUUCUUCUUGUCCUUCCAUCUUUAGUUUUUUCUCAAUAUUGCACUGAUAUUGACAUUACCGCCUCCAACGACGCGCCUAGAUGUGUAUCACCUUCUGGUGAAUUUGCGUUUGGGUUUUACCGCCUUGGCAGUCAAAGUCUCUUCUUGCUUGCUAUCUGGUUCGAAAAAAUACCGGAAAAAACCUUAGUUUGGUAUGCAAAUGGAGAUAACCCGGCUCCUAAAGGAUCCAAACUUGAACUUACCUCUGAUGGCCAGUUCAUACUAAGUGAUCCACAAGGCAAAGAGAUAUGGAGACCUCAGAACUCUGUUACCGCGGUCACUCAUGCUGCCAUGCGUGAUACUGGUAACUUUGUUCUUGAAAAUAGGAAUCAAAAUCUUACAGUGUGGCAGAGCUUCCAGAAUCCAGCCAACACCAUCUUGCCAACUCAAACACUGGAAAUCGGUGGCACCAUGUAUUCUCAGCAGUCAAACAGCAGCUACUCAAAGGGGAGGUUCCAGCUUCAAAUGGAAGCUGGAGGCAAUCUCGUACUUAAUACCUUGGACCCAGAAUCUGGUAAAGCAUAUGAUGUUUAUUAUUCAAGCAACACCAAUGAUGCUGCAAAUAGCAGCAAUUCUGGCCAACGGGUGAUUUUUGAUGAGUCAGGUAGCAUCUAUGUUCUUCUAAGGAAUGGAAGUACUGUUAACAUCACCUCCGGAAGUAGCUUGACGGGAGAUUACUAUUACCGGGCAACGCUUGACCAGGACGGAGUUUUCAGGCUAUAUAAUCGUGACAACAGCAGUACUUCUUGGUCUGUUGUGAAAAACAUUCCCGAUAACAUUUGUACCGUGACCCCAAGUAAUCUUGGCAGUGGAAUUUGUGGGUUCAACAGCUAUUGUUCCAUUGAUGGAAGGGGGCUGCCUGAUUGUCUAUGCCCAGAUGGGUACUCUCAUUUGGAUCCUCUUGACAGAAAACAAGGCUGUAAACCGAAUUUUGAAUUGCCCAGCUGCCAAACAGCUGUGGAUGGAUGGGAAGCAAACAAGGAUGCAGUAGAGUUCAGAGAAUUAAAAGAUGUCAACUGGCCAUUAUCUGAUUAUCAACUUCAGGAGGGACCUGAAUUCAACAAGGAGAAGUGUAAACAGUCUUGCAAAGAUGAUUGCCUCUGUGUGGUUGCUAUCUAUAACACUGACAAUCAGUGUUGGAAGAAGAAGUUUCCUCUCUCAAAUGGAAGACACGAACCUACACAAAAUGUGCUCGAGUACACAACUGCUCUCAUCAAGGUACGGAUUAAAAAUGAUACUAUAGAGAGAUGCCCAGACAAGUCUACCUUGAUCCUUGUUGGGUCAGUACUCCUUGGCAGCUCUGUGUUCUUUAAUCUCUUUCUGUUGUUAGCAAUCCCUGCGGCUGCUCUCUUCUUCUACAACAAGAAACUGAUGAAUAUCCAGUCCGUUUCAAGCAAAUUCCCGACCACCAGUGUGAGAACUUAUUCAUACAAAGAGCUUGAAGAGGCAACCGGUGGAUUCAAGGAGAAAUUGGGCAGGGGAGCUUUUGGAACAGUUUAUAAAGGGGUUUUGGCAUCAGAUGCUGGGAGAUUUGUUGCAGUCAAGAAGUUAGAUAAGGUGGUACAGGAAGGCGAGAAGGAAUUCAAAACAGAAGUCACUGUGAUUGGGCAGACCCACCAUAGGAAUUUAGUCGGUUUGCUUGGCUAUUGUGAUGAGGGUGUGCACCGGCUUCUGGUAUACGAGCACAUGAACAAUGGAUCUUUAGCAGACUUCUUGUUUGGAAUAUCUACACCCGAAUGGAGCCAGAGACUCCAGAUAGCCUUUGGGAUUGCAAAAGGGCUAAUGUAUUUACACGAAGAGUGCAGCACCCCCAUCAUCCAUUGUGAUAUAAAGCCUGAAAACAUCCUCCUUGACGAGUACCUUACACCUAGGAUUUCAGACUUCGGACUAGCAAAGCUUCUGAUGAGAGAUCAUACUCGGACCCUUACAACCAUCAGAGGGACCAAAGGAUACGUUGCACCAGAAUGGUUCAGGAGCAAGCCGAUUACUGCGAAAGUGGAUGUUUAUAGUUAUGGGGUUAUGUUACUGGAGAUCAUCAGUUGCAGGAAGAGCGUACAUUCACAGCCGGAAAAUGAGGAGGAAGCAAUACUUUCUGAUUGGGCUUAUGAUUGCUAUAGAGGGCACAGAUUGGAUAAGCUAGUGAAGAAUGAUGAUGAGGCAGAAAAGGACAUGGGGAUGCUGGAGAGGGUAGUGAUGGUUGCCAUUUGGUGCAUUCAAGAGGACCCUUCUUUGAGGCCCUCCAUGGGAAUGGUCAUACUGAUGCUUCAAGGAGUUGUUGAAGUUCCUGUGCCCCCUUGUCCUUUCCCCUUUAGCUCAACCUUCUGAAACUACACAUCCCUAAGACAGUAUAUACGCACCUACUCGUCUUUGUAAUCCUGGAAGUUCCAUAUAUCAUGAACUUCAGUUGAAUACAUAUGUUUGUUCUAAUAGUGUUUUCUUUGUUAGUAUGGUUGCAUUUUCUUGUUCUAAUAGUACAAACAAGGUUGCUACACUAUGGUUAUAAAUUUCAAGGUGGCAGGUAAA